This is a messenger RNA of Zea mays, 2046 nucleotides long. RefSeq lists its product as uncharacterized. Lineage: Eukaryota; Viridiplantae; Streptophyta; Magnoliopsida; Poales; Poaceae. Gene Ontology annotation, molecular function: ATP binding; MAP kinase activity. Bases 284 to 1762 code for a protein of 492 amino acids. Gene Ontology annotation, biological process: protein phosphorylation. The record is from RefSeq and is marked provisional. The transcript is spliced from 11 exons.
CUCCCGCCGCGUCUCCUCCUCUUCCUCCUGCUCCUUCCACCUGACCUCCACCACCGCUAACAAUAACGACAGCACCGACACAAGCGAAGACCUCCGUGCCCGCUCGCUCCCGCACCAGCACCGCGCCGGGGAGGAGAGGGAGGUUGAAGCAGAGGAGGAGCGGGAGGUCGGAGAAGAGAUCGCCGCCGAGGGCCCCGAGCCCGCGUCCGAGGUGUGCAUUGUCUUGGGGGAUCCGGAGCCGGGUGCAGGACCGCGCGCACCGCUGCGCACCGAGCCGCCACGCAUGGAUCCGAGCAAAAAGGAAUCUGAAUUCUUCACCGAGUAUGGUGAGGCAAGCCGGUAUCAGGUCAGUGAAGUCAUUGGCAAAGGGAGCUAUGGUGUUGUGGCUGCUGCCGUCGACACCCAGACUGGUGAGCGUGUGGCUAUCAAGAAGAUCGUUGAUGUCUUUGAUCACGUCUCCGAUGCAACUCGCAUCCUUAGGGAGAUCAAGUUGCUCCGGUUGCUGCGUCACCCAGACUUAGUUGAGAUCAAACACAUUAUGCUUCCUCCUUCGAGGAGGGAAUUUAGGGAUAUCUAUGUGAUCUUUGAGUUGAUGGAGUCGGAUCUCCAUCAAGUAAUAAAAGCAAACGAUGAUCUCACAGCAGAGCAUCACCAGUUCUUCUUGUACCAGCUGCUCCGUGGGAUGAAGUACAUCCAUGCAGCAAGCGUCUUCCAUCGGGAUCUUAAGCCCAAGAAUAUUCUAGCCAAUGCUGACUGCAAGCUGAAGAUUUGUGAUUUUGGCCUUGCCCGCGUUUCAUUCAAUGACACUCCAUCAGCCAUAUUCUGGACGGAUUACGUGGCCACUAGAUGGUAUCGAGCUCCAGAAUUAUGUGGCUCCUUUUUUUCAAAGUACACUCCUGCCAUUGAUAUUUGGAGCGUAGGGUGUAUAUUUGCUGAAUUGCUCACAGGGAAGCCACUCUUUCCAGGGAAGAAUGUUGUGCAUCAGUUGGAUCUUAUGACUGAUCUACUUGGUACACCUUCAGCAGAGUCUAUCUCCAAGAUAAGGAAUGAGAAAGCUCGACGAUACAUGAACAAUAUGAGGAAAAAGCCUCGGGUUCCCUUUACUAAAAAGUUUCCAGGGAUAGAUCCUAUGGCUCUCCAUUUGCUUGAACGUCUUCUUGCUUUUGAUCCUAAGGAACGACCAAGUGCUGCUGAGGCCCUGGCAGAUCCAUACUUUAAUGGAUUAGCAAAUAAUGAACGUGAACCCAUAGCACAACCUAUCUCAAAACUUGAAUUUGAGUUUGAGAAGCGGAAACUGGCCAAAGAUGAUGUCCGAGAAUUGAUUUACCGAGAGAUUUUGGAGUACCAUCCUCAAAUGCUACAAGAAUACCUACAAGGAGCAGACCACAAUCAGAUGACCUUCAUGUAUCCAAGUGGGGUGGAUCGCUUCAGGCGCCAAUUUGCUCAUUUGGAAGAAGGUACUGCAAAGGGUGAAAAACACAGUCCACAGCUGCGACAGAAUGUUUCUUUGCCAAGGGAAAGAGUAAUUGGCAAUAAACAUGGAGAUGGCAAUACAGGUGAUAAGCUAGCGCAUGCCUCAGUGACGGAUGGCAUCAGCCAACCGAGCUUGAGUGAGAGAAGCUUUCUGAAGAGUGAAAGCAUCAGUGCUUCCAAGUGUAUAGGUGAAAAACCGAAGCAUGUCAAAGAUGGAGAAUCUGUUUUAGAGAGCGUGGAUGAAACAGUCGAUGAUUUGUCGAAGAAAAUUCCUCAACUGAAAACCUGAUUUUUCUCAAGUUCACUGGAGCAAUGAAUAGCUCGUAGUAUGGCACGUUAGGUUCUCAAGACGAUGGACCUACGGCAAAGGUCUAUAGCCAAUGAGACCACAAGUUCUAAUGCCAGUAAUUCUGUUGUGAUGUAAAUUUCCUCCCAUUUGUGUUUGUACUUCGCGACUGCAAACAACCUGUUUCUGACUAAAUGGCUCGUGUUUUCCUCCGUGGAGCCAUCACCAUAUUCUGUAAAUUUUCAGUUGGAAGUGAAUCUUCAGCUGCAGAGGCAUAUUUGAUUUUC